CUUCCAACGGCUGUUUUACUUACGAUAAUUCAUAUUAUAUUUAUCAUUAUUCAUAAUAUACGCGACUACGUUCGCCGAUCGAACACUCGUACUGCGAUUGCGACCGCGACGGUUGAUAUUAUUCUAUACCUCUACUGGUAACAAAUACUGCAGCACCGUCAACCUAUACCAUGGUACCGUCGAACCCAACACGGUUAUUCGCCGCGGUACGUCGCAACCGGAUCCGAGGGCCAUCGCUAAUGUUGGCGGCCUGCGCGUGCGUCUGUGUCUGCGUCGUUCAGGUGCAGUCGCAGAGAGCCGGCAGUGGUAACCGGGAUGCGCCGGUGGUCAACAUCCGCAGGCAGGGCGCCAUUUCUGGGGUUGAGGUGCCGCUCAACAAGAUCGGACAUCGGGCCUGGACGUAUCUGGGCAUACCGUUCGCCAAGCCGCCUGUCGGCAAUCUGCGGUUCGCGCCGCCAGAAGUCGAUCCACCGCCCGCGUGGAAUGGCGUGCUCGCCGGGUCCGCGCACAAGCCCGCCUGCAUCCCGGACCCGCCGGUCCGGCCAAAUCCAGUUCACCGACUGUUCACCACCGUCACACCGGGCCCGGUCAAGAUUUCCGAGGACUGCCUGUACCUGAACGUCUACAGACCCGAAGGUGCGGUACCGGAAGAAAAGUUUCCGGUCAUGGUUUGGUUUCAUCCUGGCGAUUUUCAUUGGGGAACGCCAAUAUAUUGGGAUGCUUCGGUUUUGGCCGCUAGACACAAAGUGAUCGUUGUGACAACGGCGUACCGUUUGAACAUAUUGGGCUUCUACACGGACAACACUGCGGAGGCGUCGGGCAACUGGGGACUGUUGGACCAGGCGGCCGCGUUGGACUGGGUGCAGCGAAACAUCGACAGCUUCGGCGGCUCAUCGCAAAACGUGACCGUUUUCGGACAGGGCUCGGGCGCGGUGAGCGUGGGUCUGCACGUGGUGUCGCCCUGGUCCCGGGACAAGUUCCACCGGGCGAUUAGCAUGAGCGGGAACGCGCUGCUCAGGACGGCCGUGAUGGCCCCGGACGAUCCGGACGCCGUGCUGGAGGCGCUGGCCGACAAGUUCAACUGCUUCCGGAAUACGUUGACCGGAUGCCUGCGGAACGUGGACGCCGAGACGCUGGUCAAGGGCGGCGGUUCGCUGACCCGCUGGGGCCCGGUGGUCGACGGCCCGGCGCUGGCCAAUUUCACCAACGUCCAAGAACCGUUUCUACCGGACACGCCGGCCGCGCUCAUGGACGACGGCCGCUUCGCCGCCGUGCCACACAUGAUCGGCUACAACCGGAUGGAGGACGCGUUCGACGCGUUCGACGGAGUGAACGGCGGCGCCGAGGGCAUAACCAGAGAUCGGUUCGAGGCGUUGGUCCGGGAAGGCGUCGCCGACGAUGACGAGGACGACCGUCGGGCGCGUCAGCUCCGGCGGCUCCAGCAACAGCAGCAACAGCAGCCGGUCACCACGGCCACCACCGGCGAAACGGCGGGCGCCCUCUUGGACGGCGGCGGAGGCGGCGGUGUCGUCGUCGACGACGAGGGUAACUGUACGCUGGACACCGACUUCGUGGUGGACACGGUCGUGUUGCGGUACGCCAGGAAGACGGACGAUCCGGAAACGCUGCGCCGGAACUACGUGAUCAUGGCCGCCAACAAGGCGUACGGCGCCACCGGUCACCGAGUGGCCGGUUACGUGUCGCGUCUGAACGCCACAUACGUGUACCGGUAUGAGUAUAAGCUGCGCGCGACCAAAGCGCUGCCGGCCGCCGCCGAGUGGAUGGAUGCGCCGCACGGCGCCGAGCUGCCCGUCGUGUGGGGCAUGCCGUACUGGCCGUCGGCGGCGACCAUCGACUGGACGGCCGCCGACCGCCGGAUGUCGGACACCGUGAUGGCGUUGUGGACGAACUUCGCGCGGCACGCCGACCCGGCCCACCGGUCGGCCGUGGUCAACGUCCGGUGGGACGAGUACGAGCCGCGCAACUCCCGGGCCAUGGUGCUGGACAAAGUGCCGAUCAUGUCGCAGCCCGACCAGGAGCCCGAGUUCUGGAACGAGUACUAUCCCAAGGUGUUGGCCGUCGCGCUGCAGUGCUGCGCCAAUCGCACCGUGGAAUCGGGGGCUACGGCCGUUUUCGAGGGUCCCGGGCCGGCCGCUCUGAUGGCGCUCGUCCUGGUGGCCCUGUCGUGGUCAUCGUUGGUCACGGGCUCGUCAUCGUUGCUCGUGUGAGCACUGACCGCACGAAUGCCAACCUAAUAUUAAUAUAUUUAUAGCACGGGCGAUGAUUACUACUGCGUUUAAUAUGAUGCGUUAUUACUACUAUGAACUGUUCUUCAAAAUUAUUGUAUUAUUAUCGCUCUCAUCGGGUCCGUGGAACGCGUUUUGAAUAUUAUUUUUUAACGAUACGACGAUGCCGGAAAAAUAUCGAUUUAUUUCCCAAUACGCGACGUCUAAAUGACAUUGAAGUCACGUGAAAUAUAUUACACACGAAAAAAAAAACGUUUUAAUAAUUUUGUAGAUAUAUAGUAUAGGUAUACGUAUAUAUUGAAAUAUCGGAAAACGAUAACUUCUCUACUGCACCGCUGCUCGUGUCGUGAAAAGUCGACAAUAAGUACACCUCACACGAACAAUGCACGCAAUUCAAAGCAAAUGUUAUACUAAAGCGAAAAUAACAAUAAUCUUAAAAACAAAAAACAAUAUUAUAUUAUAUAUAUACAUGAAAUAUAGUAUUGUUGUUUUUUAAUUUCUAGAAAACAACAGAAAU
This is a messenger RNA of Rhopalosiphum maidis (corn leaf aphid), 2763 nucleotides long. RefSeq names its product pyrethroid hydrolase Ces2e. The record is from RefSeq and is a predicted model, not a curated record. Lineage: Eukaryota; Metazoa; Arthropoda; Insecta; Hemiptera; Aphididae. The transcript has 3 exons. Gene Ontology annotation, molecular function: neurexin family protein binding; signaling receptor activity. Gene Ontology annotation, cellular component: synapse; cell surface; postsynaptic membrane. The coding region runs from base 171 to 2228 and encodes 685 amino acids. Gene Ontology annotation, biological process: modulation of chemical synaptic transmission; chemical synaptic transmission; synaptic vesicle endocytosis.